CUCCAGUGGCCAUCGUGUACCCAGCUGGCCUGACUCAUGGGCUGUACAUUCACUUCUGUUAGCCCAGGAGACUAUCUUAAAUCUUCACCAUGAUCCUCAGCGCAAAUGCCACCGAUGUGAGCCCAACAGGAAGUGUGACCUCAUUCUGCUUCUCUGCCUCUGGUUACGCAGGCUGUUUUUGAAAGAAAACAAGAGGGGUUUGCAAGACUGGCUUUCCCAGGAACUAUAUGCUCGUCUGUACCAGGAAACAGCCAAAAGAACAAGAGACUGCUGAAGACAAAACUUCUCUGCAAAUGCCUGCACAUGGCAGUGUGUGCAGCCAUCUACCAGAAGGGAAGAGACUCUGUGAAGUUUGAACAAGCGGCCUUCCCAAGAUGUACCGAAUAUCUCAACUGAUGUCAACACCAGUAGCAAGUAAAUGUUCUUCCGAGUUGGAGAGAGAAUAUGCUGAAGAGCUAUCUGCCACAUGCAUUUUCCCAAGUUUUGCCUGUGAUUUCCUGGAGGGUGACAGUUCUUUUGAAUGCUGCUCCAUAGAUCCCCUGACAGGCUCUCACCAUACCUGUCGCCGAAGUCCCAGACUGCUCACCAACGGCUACUACAUUUGGACAGAAGACAGCUUCCUCUGGGACAAAGAUGGCAACAUAACUCUGCACCCAUCCCAGACCCGGGUUAUGUACAAGGAGAAUUUAGUCAGGAUAUUUAGAAAGAAAAAGAGAAUCCGCCAUUCUCUUCCUUCACUCUUCAACCUCAGUGCCUCUCAAUCCUGGCUGCAUGGGAGUUUCUUUGGUGAUGUAGACUCUUCCCCAAGUGAGGACGUCUGGCUGGAAGGGGUCAGGAAGGUGGAUACAGACCACUGCAAUGAAAAUGGAGGUGACGUUGACUGUUUUUCUCUGGGUGAUGCCUGGGAGCCAGAGAUGCCGAAUGCAGAGACUGCGGUAACCUUCUCCUCCAGCCACGUCGUAUCCCAGCCUCCCGGGGAAAAGUCCCAUGAUUCCUCUCUUCAGUCUCCGUUGAUGGCAUCUGAACAUUUCCAAGAGAACAUUUGGGAUCAUCCAAAAACCAGUUUGUUGCGAGAGCUCUCCUUUCUGGCAAUCCUGCUUGCUGUGUGCUUAAUCAUUUUUGCAUGUGCAAGAUGGUUUAUGGAAGGAAUAUUAGCCAGCAUCUUCAUAUGCUCAUUGUUGAUAACUACAGCUUAUGCUACAAAAUCAUUGUUUCUCAGCCUUGCCAGCAAUUUCAAAGCCACCACAGGUGUUCGGUUAGCCGAAAUUUGACAAGCAUUUAGCAAUGACUCUGAUGAAUGUCUUCAAGCUGAAUAUCCAGAAAUUGUCCAACUUGCAGUCUAUUUGGAAUCAACUGCCUCACUGGAAAGGAAUGAGCAACUGGAUAAUUGAGAAAAAAAAAUUAAUUUAAUAUGUGAUUUAAAAAAAUCUCAGUUUUUCCCUCAUAAUUGUAAUAUUCUCAUGAAAAUAAUAUGAAUUUGCCUUUCCUUUGCAAACACUAGCAGUUGAAAGGGAAAGGCCUGGGGAACGUGAUAGAUCAUCUGGAAUAAAUGUUCCCCUAUUAUUCCCUAAAGCAGUGAUUCUCAGACAUUAAUUUUCAUUAGAGUAUUCUGCCAGGAACUUGUAACAUUUUCCUGGGCCUGCCAGCAUGCACCUAUCCCUUUCUGAACUGCUUUAAUUGAACAAUGAAAGCAAGUUUGUGUAAUCGAUACCAACUUGAAUAUGAUUAAAUGUAGUUUGUACAUAAAAUAUAAUGUUGCAAAAGCUCACUGUCCCCCCCAAAGGAGUGGCACAAUAUUAGGUGCUGACAGUGAGUGAUGGUGGAUAGAAAAUGGGCAGAAGAGAGUCAUUUUCUGGAAGGUAUAUUCUUCUUUUGAAUCAUUUUCUUUACCAAGUUUGUACCCUUCUUGGGGCUCAUGAUUCCUUUCAUUCAAAUCGCAAUUAAAAUAAAGAUGUGAUACAAGAAAUGCUUUAAAGGGAAAAUAAAGGCAAAACACCAGAAUGCUUUGAAAUGCAUGAAAAUGGUGCAGGUGUACAACUGACUGAAGGGUAUACAUGGUGCUCUUUUUCCAUCCCUCUCACUUGUUGUUCACAAAGCAAAUACAGCCUGCAAUUCAGAUUUGCUCC
Molecule: messenger RNA, 2126 nt
Organism: Microcebus murinus (gray mouse lemur)
Lineage: Eukaryota; Metazoa; Chordata; Mammalia; Primates; Cheirogaleidae
Gene: TMEM71
Product: transmembrane protein 71
Source: RefSeq, a predicted model, not a curated record